Lagenorhynchus albirostris (white-beaked dolphin) is the source of this 2840-nucleotide messenger RNA. It is a transcript of the gene KLRG2, whose product is annotated as killer cell lectin like receptor G2. The coding region runs from base 113 to 1504 and encodes 463 amino acids. The record is from RefSeq and is a predicted model, not a curated record. Lineage: Eukaryota; Metazoa; Chordata; Mammalia; Artiodactyla; Delphinidae. The transcript has 4 exons.
GACGGUUUAGAGCGACUCGUCGGAACCAGUCCCGACCCGGGAGGCGAAGCUAACUCCCUACCUGGGCCCGGGUGCAUCCCGCUCGGCACCUCUCGGCUGCUCCGCGUAUAAAAUGGAGGGAGCCCGGGCGGCGUCGGGGGAAGACCAAGACGGAGCCGAGUUCCCAAUGGAGCCCUUGGGAAGCCGGGUCCCGGAGCUGGAGCAGCCCCAGGUCCCCGCGGCGGAAAGACGCCCUGAGAGUCCCGAGAGCAGCCCGAGUCUGGCUUCCGCAGUGAAGGAGGAGGCGGGCGCGGGCCAGGACCUGUCGGGCGGGAAGAAGCUGCCCUCGCCUCGACCCGCGCCCCUGCGGUUGCUGCCAUCCAGCCCGGGCUACAGCGCCUUCCGCCGUCAGGAGUCGGCCAGCCCGGAGCUGCCGUCGCCGGGCCCAGCCGCGGCUGAGCAGCCCCGGGACGGCGAGACGCCGGGGGCAGAGCAGAUGCUCAGGGCCGCGCCCGGUGAGCCGGCUCGGGGCGCCUGGGCCCCCAUGGAACUGCAGGUGGACGUGCGCGUGAAGUCCGUGGGCGCGGCCGGCAGCAGCUGCGCGCCCUCGCCGGCGCCCUCCACGCGCUUCCUCACCGUCCCGGUGCCGGAAUCGCCGGCCUUCUCCCAUCACGCCUCCCCAGCGCACCCGCUCCUGCGGCUGACCCCGUCUCCGGGAGGCACCUGGGGCCGUGGCACGCCGCUGGCCGCAGCCCGGACGGAGCGCGACCUCGACGCCGAGGGUUGGGCCGGUCCCGCCGAGGGGCGCGCGGAGUCCCCGGGCUCCCCCACGUGCCGCUGCCGCUGCCGCUGCAAGGAGGACGCCGUGCUCCACGCCGAGAUGGACGGCGACAAGAAGCUGUCCCGCGUCAUAAAGCUCGUAGGGCUGCCCAUGUACAUGAGGUCCCUGCGCUGGGCCCUGGCAGUCAUGGCCGUGCUCCUGGCGGUGUCUACGGUGGCCAUUGUGGCCCUGGCCUCGAGAGCAGGACUUCCUGAGCAGAUACCCAGUCACCAAGUACUCCUGGGUGGGGGCCCGACGAGGCCCCCAGGGCUGGCACUGGAUCGAUGGGACCCCUCUGCCACCCCAGCUACUCCCGGAGGAAGACCAGCAAGAACCGGAUCUCAACUGCGGGGGCCUGGAGGGAGGCAAGUUCGUGGCUUCGGACUGUGCCUCCCCCAGACCCUGGGUCUGCGCCAGGGGGACCAAGUGACUUGGGUUCUGCCCGCCCUGAGCCUGCUGGGGGAGACCAGGCUGAGAGCCGGGGCAGCCUCCUCCCCGGACCCAGGCCUCCAGGUCUCCCCGCUCUGCUCAGGGGCCCCGCCUCGGCAAAGCAGGGAGCGGACUCCUGGCGCAGGGAGGUCGCAUCCGCGGGGAAGGAGACGUUCUGCGGCCCCGCGGCUGAGCGCCCAUUUGAGUGUCCAGCUGCUGAAGCGGAUUUGUUCUGUGAACUUGUGGGUUUUUUUGGUUUUGCGUUUUUCCUUCUGAGCCUCAGUUUCUCCCUCAUUAAAACGGCCACUUCUCAUUCUCCCACUUACCUGCCUAGUCACAGGUGUGCACCCUUUCAGGCCUAGAGAGACAAAAAAGGAUGAACGGUCACAGGUGAUCCCAACCUGGCUUCUCAUCGAGCCCAGGAAGUGAGUCUCCCAUUUCGUGGCCUUGGGAUUUGGCAGCGAUGACAUUAUUGCUACAAAGGCCACUUCCAGGCGGCCACGCACGCCGACAGCAUCCGGAGGGCAGCGCGCGAGACGUGGCCACCCCGGAGGAGAGAGGAAGGAGGGUCCUGUCCCCACCCCGGGGUUGGCAGAGAGUAAGGUUCUUUGCGGUGACUGGCGUGUGGGACUGGCGGGGCGUCCGGCCAGCUGAUGCCCAGGGCUGGGAGGACGCAGAGAGGACACACCCCCUCUUGGCCUGCGAAGCCACCACAAAGCUUGGGGUCCGAGGGAGAAAGGAAAUCAGAAAUGUGGGGAGGCGUGAGGCUGCUCUUCCUGCCACAACUGUGAAGACCCCAGCCUGAAGGUGUCUCCCACUGAGAUUCAGUGAAGGGCCUCCGGCCUGGAGGGAGUGGCAGCAAGGUGGGGGGAGGGUUUGCUUAGCCUCCAGCCUGGAGAGACUUCCUCAAAGGACAGGAGACUGACUGUACCAGCCUCUGGUCGUGGUGCCAGUCAUGUGCAAACCAGCCUUCCUCUUUAAAGGCAGACCAGGUGUCCGAGCUCCUCAGAGAAACCUUUACUGGUCCAUUUGAACUAAGAGCUUGUACAGAGUGCGGGGCUGCCCGGGAGAAAGGGAUGGAGAGUGCUAAGAGCACACCUGACAGGCAAUAAAAAUCUUAGACGCACUCUGGUGUUUCUCAUGGCUUUCUUCUUAUUUCAACUACAGAUCAACCCCAGAGCUUGAUGACAUGUUCAGGUUGAACUCGCUUCAAAGCCCUUCUCGGCGAACGUCCGUGUCUGGUGAUGUCAGGCUGGUUUAAUGUCAGCUUCAGGGCCACCAGCUUGGGGCCCUCUGGGCUCGGCGCUGUUUAGAAUCGCCUGUGGAGCUUAAAAGAUCCAGGUGCCCAGCGUGGGUGGUGUGAUGCUGGGGCCUGGAAAUCAGAGUUUUUCAGCUUCAGUUGGUGGGGAAGGGGAGUAAGAGAGUGAGUGACCUUUGACCUGCCGAAGUAGGAAGCUCCUAGUUACUGUCCAAAGUUGGCAAACGAAGGAAUAGCAGUAUGCACUUAUUAUUUAGAAAUGUGGAGACAAAUACUAGAAGAGAUGGCAAAAAUCAUUUAAAGUGGUUGCCUUAAAACUAAUCUGAUGCCGAUAGAAGUCAGGACAGUAGUUGU